Molecule: messenger RNA, 801 nt
Organism: Carassius auratus (goldfish)
Lineage: Eukaryota; Metazoa; Chordata; Actinopteri; Cypriniformes; Cyprinidae
Product: nuclear nucleic acid-binding protein C1D
Exons: 4
Coding region: 1-441 (146 amino acids)
Biological process (GO): regulation of gene expression; maturation of 5.8S rRNA
Cellular component (GO): exosome (RNase complex); nucleolus
Molecular function (GO): RNA binding; DNA binding
Source: RefSeq, a predicted model, not a curated record
AUGGCUGAAGAUGGUCCGAUGGAGGAUUAUCCCACUGAAAUUGAGGAAAACCUGAAUGAUUUUGAGUCCUCUUUGAGCUCUGUCCAGAACAUGGUCCAAACGCUCGUGUCCGUCUCCAGAAGUGACAGUCUGCUUAAAAUGGAUCCUCUUGAUCGAGCUAAAUUGGAUCUGAUGUCUGCAUAUGCCCUCAACUCAAUGUUCUGGAUGUAUCUGGUGACACAAGGAGUCAAUCCAAAAGACCAUGCGAUUAAACAAGAAUUGGAGAGGAUCAGGACAUACAUGAACAAAAUCAAAGAGAUCACGGACAGAAGAAAAGCUGCUCGUCUGGACAAAGAUGCAGCAUCACGGUUUGUUCGGAAUGCAUUGUGGGACGCAGAGGACAAGAAAAGAAAAGACACAGCCGAGCAUCCCAAGAGAGGAAAGCACAUUAGGUUUUCUUGAUUGAAUUGACUGGUGAAACACUGACGUUUUUCCUCAAAUACUCAACAGACUUCAGGAUUAAGCACAACCAAUAUUUGAGAGUGUUGAACUCUGCUGGUUAGCUGGUGAUGUGUUAUGAUGUGUAAAUGUUGAUUAGCAUCAUUCCUUUCAAGAUCGUUUCAAACUAAAGAAGAAACCCAAUGUAAGUUGCAGGUAUUUCAGUACAAUUUUUUAUUAUUGUUUUAUUCAUUUGCAUCUGGAGAGCAUGUUGUAGUUGUUUUUUUUUUUUUUGAGUAUUGGAUCCAUUUUAUAUCUGGUGGUUAUAUAAUCACGAAUGUGGUCCGUUCAUAAUACCUGUCCCAUUAAAACUACUAAAUACUC